GCGUUCUUUCACUCAUAAACUCUCAGACAUCCUGAACAAAACUCCCAGAGCCCAUUGUCAGCCGCUGAAGCAGUGUGAGAACCGGAGCGAGGACGUAAAAAAUAAGCCCACCGGCGCAGGCUGGACCUCACUGCCACGGCCUCGCUUCCACAGCCUCAGCUCUGUGGACUCCACCAGCUCCUGGACCACCUCUAUCCUCACAAGCACUACGAGCACCUCCAUCUCAUCCUUCUGCACUCCUACACCUCUCUCUCUCUCUCUUUUUGUCUGUCUGUGUGUACUUCACCUUCAGCACCUGCGUGUAAAGUGCUAGCAAACUAUGGAGAAGGUGCAGCACAUGACCCGUGCGGCCAUCCGGAGGGCGUCCACCAUGGAGGUUCCCCAGCAGGCUAAGCAGAACAUGCAGAACCUCUUCGUCAACUUCUGCCUCAUCCUCAUCUGCCUGCUGCUCAUCUACAUCAUCGUCUUGCUAAUCUCUUUCCAUAUGUGAAGGAUGACCAGCACGGUGUAACCUCGUCCUCCUCCCGGCACCGCACGCUGAGCACGUCCGUCCCCGAGCCGCACGCCGCCUCACCGCGCGCUCGCGCUCCGAGAUCGUCCAGCUCCGACGCCAGCUCUGACGUCCGCACCAUGGAUCUCACCAACAACAGAGGUCUCAACCUGCUGCUCAAUUUCAUGCUGAUCGUCAUCGUGCUGCUGCUCAUGCUCAUUCUCGUCAAGCUCAUGUGAACAGAGCUCAGCCUCUCAGCAAGCACUCCAGACUUAAUAUGGCCUGAACACAUUUACUAUAGAGAGAGGUAUAGGAAUUCUCUCUCUCUCCCUCACACACACACAAUGUCUCUGAGUGUCUGUUCCACUUUAUCACUUUAUAAAUCACAUUUUGAUGCACCGCCAUGAGACUAAGUGCUUGUUAAAGCAGUGUAGGCGGUCUUUUAUGUAAAAAAAAAUACGUGCUUCUUGACCACAACCUAAAAUCCAAACCGAACUUUUUUUUUUUUUACCACGUUAGCUCACGUCCUUGUUCAGAUUGUGCUUGAAACCCUGUUAUAAUUUGUCCAGAAAAGUGCCUCAGACUUUAAGCUAGGUCACGGUGACAGUCAUGGGAUUAGAAAAAUAACAGCAGUGAUGUGACACUUUUCAUAAGUGUGUGAAAUAUGCAAAGUCACGCCCAUUGACACGCUGUUUUACUGAGAAAUUUCCACUUCACUAUUAAACCCUAUUUAGGCUGGAUUCAUGUUCCUGGGAUGUGAAUCGGUCAGUUUGAUGGAAGCACUGCCACAGAAAAAGGAGGGAAAAAACGAGAUUAAAACAGAACAAUAGAAUAUAGAUUAUGUUUAAAAUAACUUUUCAGAAAAGUGAUGCUUUGGAGAUUUUUAGGGACGUUCCACAUGAGCACAAAUAAAGCUUACAUACGUGUUACACGCUUUACACAACUUUAAAACGCUUAUAACAAAGGUAUGUAGCAGUGGAACAAGCCACAAGCCUCGAUUCAUAUCAGACUGGCAUCUGAAACACUGCUUCUUACUCGCUUGCACCACCUGGUGGUGAUGUUUAUACUGCAGUCUAAAAAGUAAAAACGCCUGGGUCUUUAAUCCUGCUCCUUCACCCUGCUCCCUACUCCAUAUAAACCGUGCAGUGCAUUAUGGGAGAUCUGCAAACCCUAGACGACACGGUUCGAUUUGGUCUGAUGAUAAAAUAAAACGAUUUUUAAAAAAGGAGCUAGGCGAUAAGAUCCUCUUAUGUCACUCGCAGCCUUGAAAACCUGAUGUGUACAGAAUCUCUCAUUUCUUUAAAAAUGUUUUUAUUUUUAUUUACCUACACGUCAAAUGAAACCAUCACAGGGUUUUUAAAUGCAGCACUAGGGAUGGGCGAUAUGACAAAAAUCUCAGCAUUAUAUAUAGAUACAUUAUUUAACAACAAUUUAUACGUUAUAAAUUGCUAAAACAUUUAGAACAAUAUCUGUGGAUUGUUGUAACAAGGUACAGAAUUGUAAAGUAGCAUCAUUUAUCACAAUGCUGAUAUUAUCGUCAUAUUCUUCUGCCCUAUGCUUCACUACUGUUUUAUAUAUAUCUUGUGUAUAUAAAUACACUAUUUUUGCCAUGUCAUGUGUAGAGCUGAACUGAUGGCUCUGUGCUGCAAUCUGCCUUCCAGGACUCUAAGAAUGUAAUAAAGUGGCCAUGAUGGGUCUUGUGUGAAAAGUGAUCACAUCCUCACAUGGCUGUUUGAUUACAGAGAAUAAGUGGCUGAAACACUGAGGUUACACUUGAUGUUACACUGUUUGGUUUGUAUAUAGAAACGUAAACAAUGUUGUUUGUAUAUUCACGAGUGCACUGAAGAGGGAGAUGAUGAUGAUGAUGAUGAUGGUGUAUGUGAACUAAAUGCUAGAUGCAAAUAAACAUCC
Molecule: messenger RNA, 2401 nt
Organism: Hemibagrus wyckioides
Lineage: Eukaryota; Metazoa; Chordata; Actinopteri; Siluriformes; Bagridae
Gene: pln1
Product: phospholamban
Exons: 3
Coding region: 320-490 (56 amino acids)
Biological process (GO): negative regulation of calcium ion import into sarcoplasmic reticulum; negative regulation of ATPase-coupled calcium transmembrane transporter activity; negative regulation of heart rate
Cellular component (GO): membrane; sarcoplasmic reticulum
Molecular function (GO): ATPase inhibitor activity
Source: RefSeq, a predicted model, not a curated record